Molecule: messenger RNA, 1231 nt
Organism: Brassicogethes aeneus
Lineage: Eukaryota; Metazoa; Arthropoda; Insecta; Coleoptera; Nitidulidae
Source: the annotation of a GenBank genome assembly
UUGACACAGAACAAACCAUUGAAGCAAAAUGAAACAGAUCGUAGAUUUAGCACGAGAAAAGUGAUAAAUAGGUGUGAAAAGUGCGAAAACGCGAAAAUCGAAAAUGUAUUUUCGGUCUUGCGAACGCCAGCGCGCCAACGUGAAAAAUAAAGCCGAAUUGUUAGCUAACAGAUAUUGUUCUUCUGAAGUGUGUUUUUCCGAAAUCAAAGACGGAAUUCUUCAGUGCAAAUGCGGUGAAAACGAUGCGAUGAGCAACAAGUUCGAAUGGAAAUUCGUCAAGGAAGAAAACACCUCCGACAUAGUUUUUUCGAAUGAAAACAAAGACAUUCUUUUCCACCCCACCUACAGCCACGGCACUGCCGUGCUGAGGGGCGAAAAACCCUUCGCCAAAAACCGGCAUCACUACUGGGAAGUGAAAAUGAUUUCAUCCCUCUACGGGACAGAUGUGAUGGUGGGCGUGGGUAGUGCCAACAUAAGACUGGCAGACUGGAAGUACCAGUUUUGCAGCCUGCUGGGCCUCGACGGGCAAUCGUGGGGUUACUCGUACAAAGGCAACAUCCAGCACGACCAGCUGGGGCGAAAGUACGGGGUCAAGUACGGCAUGGGGUCCCUCGUGGGGGUCCACUUGGACAUGUGGCGCGGCACGCUCGAAUACUACGUGAACCGCCGGCCCAUGGGCACGGCCUUUCGAAACUUGAAGCGGCACGAGGUUUAUCCGAUGCUGAGCAGCACCGCUGCCAAAAGUGCGGUUAGGAUCACGUGCGCCGUGUCGACGGAGCCCACUCUGCAGAUGUACUGCCUGAAGGUGGUCGUGAAGAAGCCCGCCCUCUACCGGGAGUUCAAGCAGGAGAUGCCGCAGAUCGCCAGGAUAUACGAGAAGAAGUACUUCUGGAUUAGACCCACAAUAGAUAUUCAAACGAGGGCGCUGGCUGUCCCGAAGCGACAAAAUAAGCGCGAAAGAUCGGACGGACUGAAUUUUUUGACCUGCGAGGAAAACCUAACCUCCGAUUCAGAGACUGAAGACGUUUACGGCGGUUUGGAAGCAACCAACAGGAAAAAAAGUGAUAAAAAUAAGAGAAUAAGAAGUCUAGGAUUAGAGGAUGACUGUGUAUUUGCGAUUGUUUAAUAAUUAUAUUAUUAAUAAGGAAUAUUUAAGUUUUUACUAUUAAUUAUGAUGUAUGAGCGAAAUAAAAUAAAAAGCAUUUUAUAAGUCUUAAAUACAUUUAUUAAC